AUGAGUGAUGUUGAUCCCUCCGCUCCUAACAGUCCCUCAUCCAUGCACAUCGUGCUACCAUUACGAGGUGUUCAGUGGUCUAGUCUUCGCUACCUUCCGUCUGAUUUCCCUACUUGGGGAUCCUCGUCUUCCUCUGCCUCCAGGCUUCACCGACUGCCUUCAGAGAUGGUUGAGUCUGAAGCAAAUGCGGCAAGCGAUCUUCAUUGCUACUUCUUUGAACACGAGGAUAACGGAGGGACUGAAAUCACUGUCAUCUUCCCCAACAAACAGGCCGCUGUUUCGACACUCAGGUUAUGUCAGCAGUUUGGUGGAGUGUGUAAAGAGAAUGAUCCACCGGAUUCAUCGAAUCUCUCCUACUCCCUUUCCCUACAUACCGGCCUAGCUGCACAUCACCCUUCUCACGGUGGCGGUGCCCUUCGUCACACUCGCAAAAGUCUUCCUGACUCGGUCAUGCGUCGAAGAUUCGCUACCGACUUUAGCCAUCAGGAAGGAAAACGUACCGGAGGUAAAUUGAAUGAAGGAAUGUCGUAUAACAAAAAGGAUCAUACCUCCACAACCACGGCGGACCGUUCAAUUGGCACGGAUGACGCCGUUGGAGUGGACGGAACAUCACGGUUCCGCUUUCUUUCCUCUGCCGCUGCUCCGUUCUUCAAGGGCAUUGUAAAUGCUCUCAGCAACUCUCGACCCCCUCCCACUCUUACCACCCCUAGCCCCUCUUCCCCACUCUCCAAUCCAGAGGAAUUAACUCAUCGAAUUGCUGCCGUUAUUGGCGAACCGCCAGAUUUCUCUGACCUCAAUAAACCAGGUCCUGUUUUUGGUGCUCCCCUUGAAAGUCAAAUUCCUAGUCCUGAUUACCCGAAAGUUCCUCUCAUUCUACAUGCUAUGGUGAUGGCACUUGAACUCCAUGGCUUGCAUCACGUCGGUCUGUAUCGUGCUCCUGGAAGGCAGAAGGAAAUAAAUCGUUUCGUUUGCCUCGCCAAUUUGACAUCCCUUGAUCCCAAAGUGAUGCUUCAACUUGACACCUGGAGAGAUAUUAGAGCCUUGACUGGCGUGAUUAAGAUUUUCUUCCGUCGUCUUCCCGAGCCCAUCUUCGACCCAGUCUUGUGGGGACCACUGGCCUCUAUCGUUCCAGAGAGUUCUGAGGAGUAUGAUAAGGCCUCACUGGCUUAUAUGCUGCUAGGCAUCCUUCCCAAACUCGAUAAGAUCAGAUCACCAUUUUCCCCAUCCCCUACCUCACUGAACAGCCCUCAUCGGGUUGAUAGUGCUAAAUAUGAAAGGUCGAUGACUUCCUGGCCUUUUGCAACGCUGGAUUUCCUUUUUGGUCAUCUCCGUCGUUUGGUAGCUUUGGAGGAGGCUAAUCAAUGCUCUUUCGGAUGCAUUGCCAUCUGCUUUGGGCCUUCGCUCUUUCGUGGAGACUCCCCUCUUCAGCCCAAGUUUAACAAGCUCCUCGAGGUCAUGCUACAGCACUGGCCUUGGCUGGUAGCGGGUUUUUCGGAAACCCCUAACGACAUCAAUGGUACAGAUCGCACUUCGUCGCGUCAUCCCACCCUGUCCGAGACGGAAGCCUAUGUAGAGCACUUUUUCGUCAACGGCACCGACUUCAGUGAGGAGUCUUGCUUCCACUUCCGUCCACUGGAAAAUAUUAAAAAGGGGGCAUUUUUUUCAAACGACCUGACGGAAGACGUCCUUAUCGCCGUUGAGGACAUUUUUGCAAGAGCCGGCGCGCCUGUGAGACAUGUUUCCAGAAGUGAGUCUAUCAAGAGCAUCGACAAAAAUUCCGAUGAGAGCGGAAGCCUUUUGGACGUAAUAAUGCGAUCUCUUUCUGCCUCUUCGGAUCUCGAUGAUCGGAAGCUAGUAGUCUCUCCCAUUUUUGAAGACGGUCCCAAUGCGAUAGUAGGGGAACAGCGUGACUGUGAUCACUUAAGUGCGGCUUCACCCUCCUCAUCAUCCACACAACGGACAGACUUUUGA
Molecule: messenger RNA, 1971 nt
Organism: Hydatigera taeniaeformis
Lineage: Eukaryota; Metazoa; Platyhelminthes; Cestoda; Cyclophyllidea; Taeniidae
Source: the annotation of a GenBank genome assembly